AUGGAAGGAAAGAAUCAAACAGCUCUAUCGGAAUUCAUUAUCUUGGGAUUCGCCAACCUAAAUGAAUUACAGUUUUUAUUAUUCACUGUCUUCUUUCUGACUUAUAUAUGUACACUGGGAGGAAAUACUUUCAUCAUUUUGGUGACUAUAGCUGAUCCACAUCUGCAUACGCCCAUGUAUUAUUUCUUAGGGAACUUGGCUUUUCUUGAUAUCUGCUACACCACCACCAAUGUCCCCCAAAUGAUGGUGCAUCUUCUUUCAGAGAAGAAAAGCAUUUCUUAUGGAGGCUGUGUGGCGCAGCUUUUUGCAUUCAUUUUCUUUGUAGGAUCAGAGUGCCUUUUGCUGGCAGCAAUGGCCUAUGACCGUUACAUUGCAAUCUGCAAACCCUUGCGGUAUUCGGUCAUCAUGCACAAGGCCCUGUAUAGCCAGCUGGCGGCCUCCUGUUGGACAGGUGGUUUGCUCAACUCGGUGGUGCACACAGUGUUGACAUUCCGUCUUCCCUUCUGUGGCAAUAACAAGAUCAAUUAUUUCUUCUGUGAUAUCCCACCUCUGCUGGUCUUGUCUUGUGGGGACACGUCUGUCAAUGAGCUAGCAUUGCUGUGCAUUGGAGUCUUCAUUGGUUGGACUCCUUUUCUGUGCAUUGUCCUUUCCUACCUCUACAUCAUCUCUACCAUCUUGAGGAUCCGCUCCUCAGAGGGGAGACGCAAAGCCUUUUCUACAUGUGCCUCCCACCUGCUCAUUGUCCUCCUCUAUUAUGGCAGUGCCAUCUUCACAUAUGUCCGGCCCAUCUCCUCUUACUCAUUGGAGAAAGAUAGGCUGAUCUCGGUAUUGUACAGUGUUGUCACCCCUAUGCUAAACCCCAUCAUUUAUACUCUGAGGAACAAGGACAUCAAGGAGGCUGCAAAGACUAUUGGAAGAAAGUGGUAG
Perognathus longimembris pacificus (Pacific pocket mouse) is the source of this 927-nucleotide messenger RNA. RefSeq names its product olfactory receptor 5V1. Gene Ontology annotation, cellular component: membrane. Gene Ontology annotation, molecular function: olfactory receptor activity; G protein-coupled receptor activity. Gene Ontology annotation, biological process: G protein-coupled receptor signaling pathway. NCBI's taxonomy places the organism in Eukaryota, Metazoa, Chordata, Mammalia, Rodentia, Heteromyidae. The record is from RefSeq and is a predicted model, not a curated record. The coding region runs from base 1 to 927 and encodes 308 amino acids. The transcript has a single exon.